Tuber aestivum (summer truffle) is the source of this 734-nucleotide messenger RNA. NCBI's taxonomy places the organism in Eukaryota, Fungi, Ascomycota, Pezizomycetes, Pezizales, Tuberaceae. The record is from the annotation of a GenBank genome assembly.
GACGCUACUAUCCCCUGCACUCUCCUCGCCCCCAAAUAUGGCCCUAUGCAGCCCGAACAUCUCUCUCUCCAUCUCAUCCCCAAUAAACUUGAGCGGGUCCGCCUCCUCCCCACCAUCACCCGCACCCGUAAACGAUCCAAAUGACCCACCAUCAUCAUCACCAUCCUCACCACCCCCAUACCCAUCCCCGUCCCCAAUCUCAUCAUCCGCAGCCCAAUCAUUAGCCUCCAAUGCCUCCCUAACUCUCUCCAUGCCAGCGCUCUCCCCAAACUCAUUCCUAGCCUUGACCUCAAAGUCCACAAACUCGAACCCGCACUCCCUACACAUCUCCUCCCAAACCUCCACCUCCAGCUCCAAUCUCGGUUGCAGACUCUGCGGCAUGCCAACCGCAAGACACACGCCGUCCCAAGCGUACCCGCACCCCUUCACGAUCCCCUGGACGGCGCGUAGGACCUCGCGGAUGCGUGCGAGGUCCCCCUCCGACGAGGGCUUGCGGAAGGUUAGUAUGAAUGCGCCGAGGGCAUGCAGCACCUCACGCGCCUCCGCGGAGAGGUAGGUGGUUGACCAGGUGUUUGGGGAGGUGCCCGGGAUCUCGUCAACCCAGAUUGGCACGGUGGUCUUGUAGUAUGAUGUUGAGAGGGGGAGGGCAUGGCUCAUGCCUGCUGGGGAGGUGGAAGUCGUGGGAGGGAGGGAGCCGGUUAGAGCUAGGUUUCUAUAUUAGUAUCCAGAGCAUA